UUACGAUGACAUUCGCUGAACUUCUCGACCGGCUUGGGGGGAUGGGCCGCUUCCAGGUCCUCCAUGUGGCCCUACUGGUGACCCCGGUCUUGCUGACAGCCAGUCACAACCUUCUCCAGAACUUCUCAGCAGCUGUCCCUGAACAUCACUGCCAGAUCAGACUUCUCGGCAAUGACACGCACCCGCGUACCAACAGGACUCUGGAGCCUGCGACGGAAGAGGAUCUGCUGUGGAUCUCCAUCCCCAAAGAUCGGGCCGGUAAGCCAGACAAAUGUCGGCGGUUUGUCACUCCGCAAUGGCAUCUCCUUAACUCAAACGCCACUGAUGCCAACUGGACUCAGGCAGACACCGAACCGUGCCACGACGGAUGGAUCUAUGACAGAAGCAUUUUCACCAACACCAUCAUCAUGGAGUGGGAUCUGGUGUGUAACUUGAGGACCCGGAGACAGAUGGCCCAGUCUAUUUACAUGGGGGGAGUGCUGGCAGGCGCUCUUGUGUUUGGAAGCUUAGCUGACAGGUUUGGGCGGAAAUCAGUGCUUAGCUGGUCCUACCUGCAAAUGGCUGUUUCUGGCCUGUGCACGGCCUUCUCCCCAACUUUAACUGCCUACUGUGUGUUCCGCUUCCUGGUUGGCAUGGCGCUCUCCGGGAUUAUCCUGAACUGCAUGUCUCUAGUCCUCGAGUGGGUGCCGACCAAAGUUCGAACUGUUGCUGGGACUGUGGUGGGCUACUCUGCAACCAUCGGGCAGAUCAUCCUUCCUGGACUGGCCUACGCCCUCCCCGACUGGCGCUGGCUUCAGUUUACUGCUUCCAUGCCUUUUUUUGCUUUCUUCCUCUAUUCCUGGUGGUUUGCUGAAUCUGCACGUUGGCUGGUUCUUUCCGGCAAGCCAGAGCAAGCUGUAGAAGUCCUCAAGAAGGUGGCUGAGAUCAAUGGAAAAAAGGAAGAAGGGGAAAAGCUCACAACAGAGGUUUUGAAAUCUAACAUGCAGAAAGAAAUGGCCCUGGCAAACUCCUCCUACACGUUCGUCAGCUUGGUCCGUACACCCACCGUACGCCGGAUCUCCUGCUGUAUUUCCAGUGUUUGGUUUGCUACUAGUUUCUCCUACUACGGCCUCGCCAUGGAUCUUCAGAACUUCGGUUUCAGCAUCUACCUGAUCCAGGUGGCUUUUGGGUCUAUCGAUAUCCCAGCCAAGCUGAUUGCUGCCAUCGAUCUCCAAACCCUGAGAACAUCCUUGGCGGUAAUUGGGAAAGGAUGCCUGGCAUCAUCCUUCAACUGCCUCUAUCUCUACACAGGAGAACUUUACCCGACAGUGAUCAGACAGACCGGGAUGGGGCUAGGCAGCACCCUGGCUCGUGUGGGGGGCAUAGUGGCACCGAUGGUAAGGAUAACGGGGGAAUAUUUCCCAUACCUCCCGCCGAUCAUAUAUGGGACAGCCCCGAUCCUGUCGGGGGUUGCGGCCAUCUUUUUGCCGGAGACACGCAACAUGCCACUUCCGGACACCGUCGAGGAAGUCGAGAGCGGAGCAGCUCAGCAGUCGAAGCUCCUUGAAAAUGCCGUGACCACUGCCAAAGCCGCAGCUGUGUCCUGUGGCAAGAACACCCCAUUAAUCUAG
Euleptes europaea (tarantolino) is the source of this 1610-nucleotide messenger RNA. RefSeq names its product solute carrier family 22 member 6-A-like. Bases 6 to 1610 code for a protein of 534 amino acids. NCBI's taxonomy places the organism in Eukaryota, Metazoa, Chordata, Lepidosauria, Squamata, Sphaerodactylidae. Gene Ontology annotation, biological process: transmembrane transport. The record is from RefSeq and is a predicted model, not a curated record. Gene Ontology annotation, cellular component: membrane. The transcript has 10 exons. Gene Ontology annotation, molecular function: transmembrane transporter activity.